UUAUGUGGAGCAACGUUCCCUUUUUUGGUCUUUUCUUGGAGUCCGGUCCCCCAUAUUCCCCUCUGGCAACUCCUCGACACUUUCCUUCACGCCUUGGACAUCGGGUCAACUCUUAACCACAUUUCCAAAGCGGUAGAUAGCUCUGGGGGUGUGCACGGCAUCACUUAUCGGACGUGCCUGCCUACCGGUGCCUCUCCGCCUUAGUAACCCACGGGCAGCAGUGGUGAGAGGGUGUUCACCGCCGCGCUCCCGAUACGCCGCCCACCAGUGUCCCGGGCUCUCCUCGGACGGUGAGAUGGAGAAAGCCGCGAUGACUCUAACGAUCGGGAAGCUUAUCCAUGCCGUGACCUUGUGUUGUCUGGCUAUCGGUUCAGGGAAGGUGCACAGCCGAGUCCUGCCCACAGGCUGUUCGGAUCCCGGCUGUUCAGGGGUGCAGUGCGAGCAAGGCUUCUGCGGCGCCCAGUGUGAGUGUGAGUGUCUGCCCUGCUUCACCGGCCCGGCCUGCGCCCACUACGAGGACUUGUACGGCCCCAGGUUCGCCAUCCGAGAGGACACGGUCAUCCUGGAGCCACACCACACAGGUGUCGUGUACAAGGCCGUGGCUGAGGACGAGGAUCUGGGGCUCACGUGUCCACUGGGCCCAGGUCGGAACACCCGCUGCCCCUGUGCCUCCAUCCGCUACCACCUGCUCACCCCCGGACGCGGCCAGACGAUUCCGCACAGCCUCUUCACCAUCCACGCCUCCUCCGGGCAGGUGUUCUUGCGGCCCGGCACGACGCUAGAGCCCAGUGCCCGCCACCAGGCCCUCAUCGUCGCCUCCACUAUCAACGGCAGCAUGGAGGAAGGGCACCGUCCUCACUUCGACGUGCAGACGCUCACCGUGGUCGUGCGCCAGACAGAAUCCCUCCACGACCUUCUCCAAGACCCGUUGCUGUACCAAACCACGCGCCAUCUCGUCCAGGACGGCUCCCCGGGCACCAACUUUACGAGGGCAAGCAAUCAACACACUCAGAACGACGUCCACUACCACGACCAGGAGCACGACCGCCGCCAGAAUACCCUCACGAACUACGAGUACAGCAGCCGCGUCGCUCUGACCUACCGUCAUGGCGAUGAUGAUGAUGAUGAUGAUGUCCCGAUCAGGAUGGAGAAGCAGGUGACCACGAGCAAGCAGGACAACAGCUACACCAGGAGACGGAGGUGGGCGACGCGCAGCAGACGGAGCCCAGCCCAGCGGCCACGCCUCGCCCUGCCUUCCCUAUAGAGCGAGAGCGCUGUUGGUGGAGGAGAGCAGCCGCGGCCUCAUGAAGUUGACUAGUGGUGAGUGACAGGUGACAGGUGACAGCCACGCCCCCCGCCCAGUCUCAACCAGCUGCGGGAGAAUGACCAUGAGCUACGGAACCUGAUGAUGAUGAUGAUCCAUGGACAUUUGGUGGUGCAGAGGUGAGGGCAGAGCGGUUGUGUGCUGACGUCGACGCCCCACCGUUGAGAGUUGGCUGACGAGGAAACAAGAUGGUGGUGCGUCCUAGGGUUGGUCUGUCACGCUGGCUCGAGGAUGGCUGUCUGCAAGAAAACACGCGUCUCAACAUCUUACGAGUCUGAAUUAGAGUUUCAAGCCUUGUCUUCAAAAAAUGUCUUUAACUUUUACAAAUCAAUCGCUAAUUUAUGUGUGGGGCAUUCUGCUAAAGUUACCGUCUUGCAAAAUUCUCCUUUCAAUGAUGUUAUUGUUGUACUGUGUUAAUUUAAUCUUUUACUUGCCAUCGUUUGUCAUGUACUGUUGGCUGGCAAUGUAACACGACCCUCAGACCAGUGUGUAUGUGAGGCAGGAACACCGCCCAUGCACUCAACACGUCAUUAGGCAACGGUAGGAGAAGGAAAAAGAGGACAUGGGAAGCUUAAAUGUAAUCCAGCCCGAGGACUGUUUUGGUGAGGCGUUGUAUGAAUGUUGUUCGUCAUUUGAAAGAUAAACGAAUCAAAAUUAAAUUGUCGGGCAUGCAUGAACAUAUUGCGGAAGGAUUUAUUAUUUUUUUGGGUGCACAAUGUUGACGUAGAAAAAUAAAAUGUGGAAGAUUAAUGCAAAUAUACACACACACACACACACACACACACACACACACACACACACACACACACACACACACACACACACACACACACACACACACACACACACACACACACACACACACACACACACACACACACACACA
Molecule: messenger RNA, 2210 nt
Organism: Eriocheir sinensis (Chinese mitten crab)
Lineage: Eukaryota; Metazoa; Arthropoda; Malacostraca; Decapoda; Varunidae
Exons: 9
Coding region: 296-1264 (322 amino acids)
Source: RefSeq, a predicted model, not a curated record